AUGGGGUCUAGCGAAACAAGACCGGAAAUUAUUUCUCUUCUUAUGAAGGAAACUGCCACCCAUGGUUUCAAGCCUUUCCAUGUCCGAAAAUCUUCAACAGGAUAUAUGUACAACAGAAUCUGGGCUGCCAUCAAUCGCGAGACGCUCUUGGUUUUGGGAGAAGGUGUCGCGACACCCAAAGAGAUUGACGAAAUCUUCAAAGCUGUGCUCAAGACUCCGAAGGGUCCAUGCGAGCAAAUGGAUACAGUGGGUCUAGACGUAGUGCUGGAUAUUGAAAAGCACUAUGCGGAGGCACGGAAGGAUCCCCAGAACCUCUUAAGGAAAUGCUUGCUCCAGGGCAAUUAG
Molecule: messenger RNA, 345 nt
Organism: Penicillium maclennaniae
Lineage: Eukaryota; Fungi; Ascomycota; Eurotiomycetes; Eurotiales; Aspergillaceae
Exons: 2
Coding region: 1-345 (114 amino acids)
Biological process (GO): fatty acid metabolic process
Molecular function (GO): oxidoreductase activity, acting on the CH-OH group of donors, NAD or NADP as acceptor
Source: RefSeq, a predicted model, not a curated record